Molecule: messenger RNA, 3165 nt
Organism: Labrus bergylta (ballan wrasse)
Lineage: Eukaryota; Metazoa; Chordata; Actinopteri; Labriformes; Labridae
Source: RefSeq, a predicted model, not a curated record
ACACACACACUGUGUCAGAGCUUUGCAGGGUCACAGUUGUCUCUGCUGACAGGUGUGGGGCCUCGCUGCAGUCCGCGUCUCUUGUUUGAGGAAAUAUUGGAGUAUCUGAAGAAAGCAGGAGGAGGAGGAGGAGGAGGAGGAGGAGGGAGAGUCAGUCGAAGAGAAAGUUCACAGUUUGUCCGACAACACGGUGUGGAAACGCAGCAUGGCGGGCAAAGCGCGAGUGUGUUCGUCCGGACAGAGCCAGCUCCAGCAGGACUCGUCGGACUCGGACUCGGAGGUGGAAGGUGAACCCGCCCGGGUCGAGGGUACCGGCCCCUCCACGCACUCCCUCCCCGGCUCUCAGGUCAUCCACAGCGGACACUUCAUGGUGUCGUCGCCCCACAGUGACUCCACGGCGCGCAGGAGGAGGAGCGGAGGCUCGCACAGAUAUGACUUUGACACGGUGAACAGGACGUGGUGUCAGACGUACCGGUACGGGCCGCUCAGCGCCGCGAGCCUCAGCAUCGACCCCACGCUGACCCGUCUGUUUGACUGCAUGUCCCUGGCCUACAGCGGUAAGAUCGUCUCUCCUAAGUGGAAGUCUUUUAAGGGUCUACGGUUGCUGUGGAGGGAUAAGAUCCGUCUGAACAACGCCAUCUGGAGAGCCUGGUUCAUCCAGUAUGUGGAGAAGAGGAAGAUCCCGGUGUGCGGGUUUGUCACGCCCCUCGAGGGCUCGGACGCAGACGCUCAUCGGAAACCUGAAGCAAUCGUAUUAGAGGGCAGCUACUGGAAGCGAAGGAUCGAGGUGGUGAUCAAGGAGUAUCACAAGUGGAGGAUUUACUACAAGAAGAGGCUCCAAAAAAAGAAGGAUGAUAUUCUCUCAAUGCUACAAGAGGGUCAAAUCUGUCAGGCCAAGCUGGAGAAGUGGUCAUAUCAGGAGCCCCAGGCCGCACCCGUGGAGGCCCACAUGUUUGACCUGGACUGCCUUCUGUCCGACAUCUCCGACACCCUGUUCACCAUGACGCAGAAGCCGUGUCCCUGGGCCAGCGACCGACACAACACAUACACAAGCAAUGCUGAUAUAAUCCAGCCAGGCCUGACUCCACUGCAGCCCAACCUGGAGGAUUUCAUGGACAUACCAGAUAUCUUUAUGAACUUCAGGGGACAGCCCACUGAGCAGACUGCUUUCGCUGACUGUGGUUAUUUUGAGAGCUCAUCCAGCACAGCGUUCGCUCCCGUUCCCUCCCCCGUGGUAGCAACUCCUCAGCUACUCAUCGACACUCAGCUGGCUCAGCCCUCCUCAUCCAGCACCCAGUCAGACCAGAGCAGGCCGGGCCACGAUUGCAGUGGAUACCACUCAUCCAGCAUCGUAACCGGCACAGUGCCUUACGGACAUCAGUCAUACCCUGAUCCGCCUGUUUCCAUAGCGUUUACCAGCAGCAUGGAGCAGACUGCUGCUACUAGUGUUCCCUUUCUGUACCCAGUGCCAUGCCACAAGUUUGGUUACUUCUCAACCAGCAGCCUGACACCCACUGUCAUCACCCACACUGCCUCCACAGUGGGGGCUCAUGGCUACCCUCACACAGGGGACUCGUACACCCAGGCCCCCUUCCACACUCUCAGUUACCUCGCUGCUGUGUCCGAACCGGUCCACGCCCCAGCCCACUGCUUCUCCGUCCCCGAGCAGGUGGCUGUUUCAGGGGUCAGAGGGAAGCACAAGCAGAAGACGGGAGGAGCGAGGACAGCUGGUCCCCCAACGGCUCCGUCCAGCCCCCUGUCCACUGCACCCGCACCCACGAGCUGCCUCGCUGAACUGCUGUCAUCCGGCACCAGGGAACGGAAGCCAUCGUUAGGAUUCGAUACUCUUCUAGUGACAUCCAGAGGUCAGAGGUCUUCAUCUCCCAGCUCCUCGCAGUCCAGCAGCAGCUCGCAUGUUGGAGGAGCCUCAUCACAGCUGCAGCAGGGACCCAGUUGGUCUGCAGGGAUCCCCGUGUUGACCCCUCUGCACAGCCAUAGUGCCCCCCUGGGUCACAGUGGACCUCACACCAGCACCUCCAGAGGCUCGGCGGUGUCUGCCCUGGUCACCCAGGGAGCGACACACACCAACACAACCCUCCUCAUCCCCAAGACUGAGAAACUGUCUCCGGUCCAGCUGUACGGCACAGACAGGAACAGCUUAACAGUUAGUUUUUCAGGACAUCCAGGUCAAACAUCACCACCAAACCCACUAGAUAAAGCCUCCAACCCCGAGGCCUCACACUCAGUCUUCUCAGGACACGGGAAAAAAGAAAAGCAAACAGAGACCAGGAGGAUAACUCACAUCUCAGCAGAGCAGAAGAGACGAUUCAACAUCAAACUGGGGUUUGACACUUUACACAAUCUGGUGACGACACUCAGCUCGCAGCCAAGUAUAAAGAUCAGUAAAGCCACCACCCUGCAGAAGACGGCAGAGUACAUCAGUAAGAUGCAGCAGGAGAGAAGCCAGCUGCACGAGGAGGCGCAGAGACUCAGAGAGGAGAUCCAGCUCCUCAACUCUGCCAUCAACGCGUGUCAGCAGCAGCUCCCAGCGACUGGUGUGCCAAUCACACGGCAGCGCUUCGACCACAUGAGGCAGAAGUUCAGAGAGUACGUCCGGGCUCAGACGCUGCAAAACUGGAAGUUCUGGAUCUUCAGUAUCAUCAUAGAGCCACUGUUUGAGUCCUAUAAUGGGAUGGUGUCCACUGCCAGUGUGGAGGACCUGUGCCGGUCCACUCUGUCCUGGCUGGACCAACAUUGCUCCCUGCCUGCGCUCAGACCCAUGGUUCUGAGUUCACUCCGUCUCCUGAGCACCACCACGGCCAUCCUCACAGACCCCGCCCUGCUGCCGGAGCAGGCCACCCUUGCCGUCACCCAGGGUGACCCGGCUGCUCUCCUGGACCACUCCUCACAGCCUGCAAUCCAGGACAGAAUGCACCCGAUGUGACAGUGGACUUCACAGCAAAUUACACGCCACGCACCACAUCGGAGGAAAACCUGUGGGAGGAUUAACAAUGACUCAAAACUCAGCCGAGAGAUCUUCAGUUAAAAUCACAUUCUAAUAAAACUCACCAGCUGCAAACAGAAUGUAAAACAAUACAAGCAGAGGUUGUAAACUACAUGUGAUCUUUGCUUUAAUAGUGAUAAAGGUUUGAAAUACUUCUAUUA